CAAUAGCUUUCGCUAAUUUGGCAAAGAGGCCUCCCAUUUGCGGCAAUGCAAAUGCACCUCCUCUUUCCCUCAUUAAUUGAAAUCGCUGCCCCAGAUCGUGCAAGUGAAGAAGCUGCUAGCUAUUAGCUAUGGCUAGAGGAAAGAUCCAGAUCAAGAGGAUAGAGAACAACACCAACCGCCAGGUCACUUACUCUAAACGACGGAAUGGCCUUUUCAAGAAGGCCAACGAGCUUACCGUUCUCUGCGAUGCCAAGGUUUCUAUUAUUAUGUUCUCCAGCACUGGAAAACUCCACCAGUACAUCAGCCCCUCCACCUCAACAAAGCAGUUCUUCGAUCAAUACCAGAUGACUCUGGGAGUUGAUCUCUGGAACUCUCAUUACGAGAAUAUGCAAGAGAACUUGAAGAAACUGAAAGAGGUGAAUAGGAAUCUUCGUAAGGAGAUUAGGCAGAGAAUGGGAGAUUGUCUGAACGAGCUGGGCAUGGAAGAUCUCAAGCUCCUUGAGGAAGAAAUGGACAAGGCCGCCAAGGUUGUUCGUGAGCGUAAGUAUAAGGUGAUAACAAAUCAGAUUGACACCCAGAGGAAAAAGUUUAAUAACGAGAAAGAAGUGCACAACAGGCUCCUGCAUGACUUGGAUGCAAAAGCAGAAGAUCCACGUUUUGCAUUGAUAGAUAAUGGAGGGGAGUAUGAGUCUGUGAUCGGAUUCUCAAAUUUAGGUCCACGCAUGUUCGCAUUGAGCAUACAACCAAGCCAUCCUAGUGCCCAUAGCGGAGGAGCAGGCUCUGAUCUUACCACUUACCCUUUACUUUUCUAGUACGCAAUUGCUUAAGCUCUCUCCACCAGAAAUACCAUAUUCACUCAAAUUUCAAUAAGAAUGACUUGUUGCAGUUUGUACUUAACCACAAAACAAUCUCACGAAUCUUCUCCGUGGAACGCAUGUGUGAAUUAUUCAAUUGCAACUACUGUUAUCUGUAUUUUCUUUUUGCCUAAUCAUAUACCAUAAACAUGAAGUUGUGCUUCCUUUUAUUGAGAAUGGUUUAGCAUGCAUGAUUAU
Molecule: messenger RNA, 1052 nt
Organism: Glycine soja
Lineage: Eukaryota; Viridiplantae; Streptophyta; Magnoliopsida; Fabales; Fabaceae
Product: floral homeotic protein DEFICIENS-like
Exons: 7
Coding region: 129-812 (227 amino acids)
Biological process (GO): positive regulation of transcription by RNA polymerase II
Cellular component (GO): nucleus
Molecular function (GO): DNA-binding transcription factor activity, RNA polymerase II-specific; RNA polymerase II cis-regulatory region sequence-specific DNA binding; protein dimerization activity
Source: RefSeq, a predicted model, not a curated record